Homarus americanus (American lobster) is the source of this 8276-nucleotide messenger RNA. RefSeq lists its product as uncharacterized. Lineage: Eukaryota; Metazoa; Arthropoda; Malacostraca; Decapoda; Nephropidae. Bases 128 to 6157 code for a protein of 2009 amino acids. Gene Ontology annotation, cellular component: cytoplasm. Gene Ontology annotation, molecular function: guanyl-nucleotide exchange factor activity; protein binding. The record is from RefSeq and is a predicted model, not a curated record. The transcript is spliced from 28 exons.
CCACUUGGCGGCCACAACCCAGCUCAGGCACCUCAGUUGGUCGUGUCAGGUGACAUCAUAGGUCAGGGGACGACACACAAGACACGCCACUGCUUGCUCCUCCUCUCAAACUCCUGUGAAUGGUGCGAUGGUAGGGGGUAUUUACGAGGUGGUGCGGCUGGUGGGUGGACUUCGUGGCAACCACUUCACCACUGCCACCACCUCCACUACACCCAGAGCCAUCACUGCAGCUCUUGCUACAAGUGGUGGUGAUAUUAUCAUCUUCAACCACCGGGAGGGGGAGUCCACCACAAGCAGAAUACCCUGGACCACUGAACAGAACAGGAAGCCAGUAGCUUUAGCCUUCAGUCCCACAGCAGAAUGGUUGCUGGUUGCAAGUGAAGAUGGCACACUGUUUGUUGUGCCUCUAGGAAGUCGGCUCGAUCCUGGCACUUCUCGUGAUCAUCGCUUUAAGACAGAUGAUGUGUUGGUUCUUCCUCCUAAUGGUAGCCGAGCACGCCCCACUUCCCUUGUGUGGUGGCAGACACUCGUGGGUGAUGCCUCCUUGGCCAUCAUUGGCACGGAGCUCGGGGAACUGUCUUUCAUUGAACUCAGCAGCGGAAAGGAAGUAGGAGGAACAUACAUAACUGUUCCUGUUAAACAGCUUCACUUGUGCCGGGAUAACUCCUUGGAUACUGUGUACUUGUUGAUCACAGGGCCAGAGGACCGACAGUGGCGCUUGGUGCUGGAACAGCGUAGCAGCCAGUAUCUCUUUCCCUUAGAGCAUAUCACUCCAGAGUGGCCUGAAGAUGAGAGUCCCAGUGGGUCUUUACACCGCACGGGGCCUCCCACAAGGUCUCGACUUCUGGGACUCAAGCAACUCUCUGUGGAAAAAUUACAGAUGCUUAAACAAAGAUUGGCUGAAGCAAAGACCGGAUCCAGACGCAAGCCUUUAACUGAGAACAAAGGAGUAGACACAUGUGACAUUGAUGAAUUGUCAGCAACGACCACACCAGAGCAGGCAAUGACCACUUCCACUACUUCCAUUGCUUCGGGUGGAGAGGGUGAAACUGCUCCGACUGUUGCUGCACGACCAGAGCGGCUGUGCAAGUUUAUCCAUGACGUGUUAGCCACCCCACAGUAUGCCAAAGAACGAUACUUAUUAGCAGGACAUUGUAAACCCAAUUCUACCUUAAUGGUAUAUAGUACUGACCUGGAGCCAACUCCAUUGUAUGUGUUCAAAAUCAUACCCGAUGCUGACAAAGUGGUGCUUCAAGAUGAGAUGAUCUUCUUGUCAGACACGGAGUCCAACAGAAAAAUUACAAUGGUGUCCACAUUUUUCUCUUCCUCUUCAAAAAUCGAUGGAACAAUAGAUAGCAAAAUCAAUCCAGUAAUACAAGAAAUAGAAUUACCAGAAGAAGAAGAAAUUCUGUGUCUCUACCCAAGUCCUCCCUUGGUGUCAUCAGAGGUUAACAGCAGCCCUCCGUGCUCUGGACGAUCCUCUGUGUUAGGAAGAAUAAUACGAGGGGAAGAAGAUGAGGAGGAAGAUGUAGAGCUUCCAACUCACACAUGGCCUCAUGGCUGCUUAAUACUAACCUCAAAAGCUCUCUAUAUAUGUCAGCCAAGAAUGAGUGUGGAGUCUCUCUUCAUGAACCUGGUGCUCAGAGCUGGUGACAUCGACAGUGCCAACAAACUUGGAGUCAUAUUCUCCCUGGACCCCAAGCUAUUUGAACUGGCUGCAGAUGUUAAGCUUCGAUCUCGCAACUUUAGUACAGCCAUUGCCCUGUACAAACACUCUAGGUGCCCUCAUGUGAAGUGCUCAAUCAAGUUUGCUGCCCAGGGAUUGGUGACAGAGUUUCUCACAUAUAUGGGUACACUGACAAGUGGUGUCAGUGGCCCAGAUUUAGGUGCAGAAGAACGGCGGAAUUUGGCCAACUUGGCCAUUAUGUGUCAUCUUCAUCAUUUAUGUCUACCAGGUCCUCACAAGCCUCCCUCACAGCAACAAGCCUUGAGAAACUUGCUUCUCUUUCUCCGGGACAACCAGUACUAUGAUGAGAUCCUGGCACUGACCCUGGCUGCUGGGGCUUGGCGUUGGGAGACACUGCAAUAUUUAGCAGCAUCACGAGGACUAUAUUUAGAAAAAUUGCAAGUAUUGUUAUCAUCUCGAGCUUCACCAAUUUUAGAUACGUUAAGUGUUGAGCAGCUGUGUAGUUCCACCAACAAGGACGGUGUUUUACCAAUAGCUCGAGAAAGGGAAGCUGGUUAUCUACAUUGUGUGUCUGAUCCAGAGUUGCGUCAGGUUCUUCUGGUUCGGCCAUCAUUAGCACGGAUGCACAUUGCCCUUGUCUUAAGUCUGCUAGCCACGGUGGAGAUUCCUAUUCUCCGCCGCCUGGUUGACCUUUAUAAUCCCACACAACCAGCCAUCAGACCAUUCAUGCAAACUACUAAUGGUAGGAAACAAGCCUUUCCGCCUUUAUCAUCCAUGGUUCAAAAUUCAUGUCUCCUACCAUGUAGUAAUGAAGAACUGGUGUCUGUAGAAGCUUUUAUAGAGGUGUUUCUAGCCAUUAUUGUUCAGCUAAACCAAAGAAGAGGCUGGAAGUACAAUCCCGACCUCUUGAUGUACAAGAUGGAGGUUUCCAAAGAGCAGAGUGUGCCAGUUCCAAUAGAGAAGGUACGUCGCCAGGUGCUUUGUUGUGGUUACGGUCACACUGCUGUGGUCAUUAGUGGUGCUGUCUACACUUGGGGUAUCCCUGAUUAUGGUGUCUUGGGACAUGGGCCCAGAACUACAACUAAUCACAAACUCUUCUCUGGUCUCACUGUUUAUCUGCCAGAAGAUCAGGAGUCCACCAUCAAUGGCACCAUCCCACAUGUGAUGGGAGGCUCCAGCCCUCUUGCUCCACUUAUGAAUGGAAAGGUUACAUCCUCCCUUGUGUGUGACGGCUCAGAACCCCGACUUGUGUCGUACUUUGGCCAGAUGCGAGCACUGUGUAUAGCUGGAGGGAAAAACCAUAUGCUAGCAGUAACAGAUAAUGGGGUGUAUGGCUGGGGUAGUAACAAAUAUGGACAAGUUGGCAUAGGAGGAACAGGUAGAUGUCCACGACCUACUCUACUAGCCAGCUUGGAAGGCAAAGGCAUCAUAUCUGUUGCCUGUGGUCAGUUCCACUCUUUAGCAGUGAGUGAAGAUGGAAAGUUGUACACAUGGGGAUGGGGCGUACAUGGGCAGCUGGGCAAUAGUAAUGUGGAAGAUUGUCUCACUCCCACACCAGUUCAGAGGCUUGCCAGAAAGCAUAUUGUGUUAGCAGACGGUGGGUAUGCUCAUAGUGUGGCCAUGUCCUCAGAUGGCAAUGUAUAUGCCUGGGGGUGUGGCACAUAUGGACAGAUAGGUAACGGCGGCAUUGUGAAGGUGACGAGGCCGGAGAGAGUACCAUUGCCUGGUCCUGCGACACAUCUGGCUUCGGGCUACUUUCAGAAUAUUGCUGUAACUAAAAACCACAAAGUGUACAUGUGGGGUAAUAAUCCUGCUUGUCUCCGAGUCCAAGCCCAACUUCAGAGGCGAGCAAGGACAACUCAGCAAGCAGCAGAGGGGAUGAGAAAGAAUAAUGGGGGUGAUAGACAGACUGUUGAAACUAGAAAUGAAAGUGCAGAUAUUGGAGUUGAAGUUGAGAAAGAGGUAGAGGGUAGUGAAGAAGCGUGUGUAACUCUUAAUGAGAAAAAGAGUGAUGUUAAUACCAAUGGUGCUAAUGAUAAUUAUUCUGAGCCAGUAAAUACUGUUGAUGGCAAUGAACAUCUCUGUGAUGAAGUGCCGAUAAGUACAACCGUAGAUGAUAGUGAAGACACAAUUACAACACUGCCUGAAGAUGAUGAGGACAGUGACAGUACUGAUGGUGCCAAGUCUUUCGUUAUAUCUCCUGAACCAUCGCCGGAAAAAUUAACAGAGAAUGGUGAGGGGAAGAGUGAUACAAGUGACGAUGUGCCCGAGAGCAAAGCCAUGGACUGUGCCAACAGUUCCAGCACAAAUCAUAGCUCAAAUCCUCAUGCAUCAUGUAGCAAGGAGGAUUCUUCUACUAGCAACAACUCAAAAAGUGAAGAAAACUCUAUACCUUGUGGUGGGUCACGUAAGGUCAGUGCAAAUACUGUACCAUCAUGUGAUCCUAGUGACCUGGGUCACCUUCUGCCACAGGAAGUAGAGAUGCCUCACGGUUUUGGUGCAGUAAGAGCAGUGGCAUGUGGAAGUCAGCAUUGUAUCCUGUUAACAACACAUGGAGCUUUAUAUGCCUGGGGAAGGAAUAUGUCUGGGCAACUUGGAACUGGAAACCGUCGUGAAGUUUUGAGUCCGACUCGUAUCCUGGACGAAGCCUACAUUACUGACAUAGCUUGUGGAGCUGAUUUUACCCUUGCUCUCGAAUCUCAGGGACAGCUAUGGGGAUGGGGGUCAAACUAUUAUUCUCAGUUGGGCAAGAGCAACACCACAGAGGAAGACAAAGGACAGGCUGGACGCGUGUUCAUGCUGCGGACAACAAAACGUGUGCUGAAGGUCCCACAUAGUGUACACUCAAACUGUGAGUCUCCAAGAGUGAUAAAUGGCCUUCCUCCUCACCCAAGCCCACCUCCCCAUCAUUAUGGCAUGUCAACAAACAGCCAAGAGAGAGUUUGCGAUUCACGAUUUCGACGAUUCGCUGUAAGCAGAUGGUGGCUAUGGUGUCUAGCUUGCGAGCCUUUUCGCGCAGCACAACGAGUCAUCCCACGCGCCCACAGCAUCUCUCCCUCUGUUCACGCUCAACCAUUGCCUCCAAAAGGUGGAGCCCAUUGGUGGUUAAGUCAAGUUCGUCUAGACAUGAUGGAUGUGCCAGUGGAUGAAAAAGGAGGUGCCAGAACUGAUGAUGUGGAUGAUGGCUUGUAUGGUGACUGUACUCUGCAUGCAGCGCUCACCUUCCUCCAUAGCAGCUAUAAUAUAAAAAAUGUUACAAACAUGCUACAAGAAGCAGAAGCCCACCAGGCUCUGGCAACACUUUACACCCUUGAGCGACAGUACAGCCAAGCAAUGCACCACCAUCUUUGUGCCCUUUUGAAGCAAAGUGGUGACCUGUACAAAAAAGACAAUGGACAAAAAAAUGAAGGGGAUGAUAGCACAAAAGAAAAUCAAGAAGAAAAAAAUAUAAAGGAUGAAAACUUUUCUAGUCAAGAUAAACAGCAAAGUCUCCCCUCUUCUCCAGAGAAAAGUUGUAGACUGUUCACAGUGACUCAGAGGAUAAGGGAACUACUACUGUUAUUACACAAGAUUCACUCUUUCAUAAUGAAGUUGGUCCUAAGCACUAUGAGAUACUUGGUUGCUGAAGCGGUGCGGAUAAUAGAUCACUACUUGAAGCUACAAACAGAAGAGUCGCAAACAGGCAUGAGGCACGUUCUCCAGGAGGGUAUCUCUCUUUGGUUGUCGCACGCCCUCCCGCUGGCACAGCUGGAGGACCUCUUGCUCACACACCUCCCCCGCACUGUGUACCCUUUGGCACUUCUGCUCUUUGGUGAUGGUGCUCCAAAUGAUAAUGAAGCUACCGAGGAUCCCAGCAAUGACCCUGCCAUGAAGGUGCUCAGUCAGCUGUCCACCAAGUUUUGUCUCAAUUUGUGUACCUCAGUUAUCAGCCAUCUCCAGGCAGGAGGUGCUGGUGGGGAAUAUGUGGACACCUUGGCUCUCAUCAGUGGUGUUCAGCCCGGUACUGAACCCAGCCAGAGCAACAGAACCUCAGCUGUAUUCAAUGAAGAAAGCAGCCAACUCGAUGUAGCUGUGGAUGCAUUAACAAAGAAGGCUUCUGAAAGUAUUAACUUGACACAGGAUGAUAUAACUAAACUACAAAAAGAAGAGAGUGCACAGGGCAAGAAGACAGAGACAAGAGGUUCUAUUUCAAUUGGCAGCCAUAAACAAAAAGGUGGAAGCAAGAUUCCCAAGGAACAAGAGAAAGAUUGUGUUUUAUUUACUUGUGGGCAUCAUUUCACUAAGAAGGAUUUUAAGACUCGAGUUCUUCCUCAAAUGGAAACAUCGGUGAUGACUGUCCCGGGCCUGCUGGGUAAUACAGCACGGGUUUUGCUGGACCAGUACCACAGUGAUCAGCCAGAGAUGGCUUGCCCUCACUGUGUUCUGGCUCACCUUACAAUAAAACUAACAAAGCACAAGCAAGCAAAAUAACAUAACACAUAGGUUAAUAAUACUUUACUCCUAGCUGUCUUAUGGGAAAGAAUUGGUUGAUGUUGCAUAUUCACAUUAAACAUGAAAGGUAGUCUAAUAUAGGACAAUGAGUGUUGAUGUUUAUAGUCUUAAAAUUGUUAUAACAAGGCAAAAUGUAAUAACUUAUUGAAUGACAAGAUGAUGACAUUUCAUCAUGAAUUUUAUUCUGGUACAUGGCUGUAAAAUUUUAUUGUCAAAAAAUUGGAAGGGAAAUAUCGCUGAGGGUGAAUAGAUAAUUAAAUAUUUCAGUACUGCACUGAGACAUGGUAGUUAAAUUUUGCUCAGCCUUUUAAUGACAUGUUGGUGAUGCAGAAAAUUCAUGUUAUUAACUUACUGAUUGUAGUUAAGCAGUGAAGCACAAACAACCACAAUAAUAUUCUUUUAAUUACCAGAUAAUGUUAAGUGGUGUAAUCAAUCAAGCUUUCAGAUGUGACUUGAUGCCUUAGGUAUUCUCUGCAUAGAUGUGAUCACUAAAAUGAGUUGGAAUGAAGAUUGCUUGUUUUUUACAAUUUAUUACAUGGUGUUAUUACCCAAUUUUACCAUAGAAGGAUUAAGGAAGAUGUGAUGUGACUGAAUUUCUAGAGAGGGAUAUUGCUGAUUGUAGUUUUAACUGAAAACAAAAAAAAAUUAUAUUACAAGAAAAUAUUGUUUUGUGGCCUAAGCCAUGAAUAAGGUUACUAAUUUUUUGUUUGAUAUAUAUAUAUAAAUAUAUAUUAUUUUAAUAUAUAAAUAAGGUCAUUAUGAAGAGAUGGGAGGUCGGCUGUGCUUCAUUUUUUAAUACCAUCCAUGGUGACUCUACAUGGAUAUUUGUGACAACUAUUUUGAAUUUGCUUGGGUUUCAAAAGAACAGGCAUAAACUUUUCCAGAUACAGUAUAUUACAGUUCACAGCUGUAACAGAUGUGCUAAGUAGGGUCUUGGAGAACCAUUUUAUACCACUAGUGCAAUUGUCACUGAAUCCUUUGGUGUAUGGUAAUUCUAUGCAUUGUUUUAAAUCAUCAUCACAGUCACAAAGGCAGCACUGUAGAAAUGAAGUCACUCUUGGGUAGUGAUUAAAAAGUGGACACAACCUUACGUGGUAUAUUUUCAAAUAGUCUGUGAGAUGUGAUUUAAACCCAAGCAUUACAAGUGUAGAGUAUCAGUGCCCUUUUAUAUAUAUAUAUAUAUAACAAUCUUGUUUAUCCUUACAAGCUUUAAUUAAAGUGUCUGUACUAUGUAAAUAAUUCAGGUGUGAGAGUUGCCAUGCUGUAUUUUAACCUGUUGCACUUUCAUACCAAGAUGAUGUAAUGCCAAAUUAGGAAGGAAAAAAGUGCAUAUGGUAGGUACAAGAUGGCCCCUAUACAUGUGAUAACCAGUGAGUCAGUAGUUUACCUUUUCCCAUGGAUGGGAUUGCAGGUAUUAACCCCUGGAGUGUGAUGGAACCUGUAUUGACAGCUGAUAGUGCUAGCUACAUGUAGUGACAUUGUCCACAUGGGGUUAACACUCCUUCAUCAUUAUCGUCUCUGUGAUUUUGUACAUCAGUAAGAGUAGCAUUUAUUAUAAAUGUUUAUAAAAGAAGUAAACUCCCUGUGUAUUGUUGAAAAGCCUCUACAGAUGGGAUGAUGAAAAGAGUCAUGGUAUAACAUGCUUUUAUGUUUGUGUGUGUGUGUUAAAAAGUGUGAGCUUGUUUUGUAUAUAGAUAUGAUUGCCUAAGAAGUUGUGGUUGCAGGGAAUGUAUUAUUAUUAUUAUUGUUAUCAUCAUCAUCAUUAUGAUAAUUAUUAUUAUUUUUUUUUAACUUGCGGAAAAGGUAGAGGAUUAUAUUAAAAUUUUUAUUUUUGUUGGACUUGAUGAUGUGGAAAUUUCAUCGACUGAUAUUCUUCACUUAUAACUCUUAUAAAGACAAGUGUAAAUAUGUAUUAAGUAUGUGGAAAGUGCAAUAUCUUCAUGAAAAUCACCAUUGUGCAUAUCUCACAUGGAUUGGCUUCAUACUCCAGAUGUGUACAAUACAUUCACAAGUUCCUUGAAAAGGUCAUUUUGAAACAUUCUAAAAGCAGACUCUCCCUUUGAAGUUCCAAAAAAUGUGACUAAAGGUUUAAAUAUUA